Cygnus olor (mute swan) is the source of this 1398-nucleotide messenger RNA. It is a transcript of the gene GMPPB, whose product is annotated as GDP-mannose pyrophosphorylase B. Gene Ontology annotation, biological process: cell wall mannoprotein biosynthetic process; GDP-mannose biosynthetic process. Gene Ontology annotation, cellular component: cytoplasm. The transcript is spliced from 6 exons. The record is from RefSeq and is a predicted model, not a curated record. Gene Ontology annotation, molecular function: GTP binding; mannose-1-phosphate guanylyltransferase (GTP) activity. Bases 69 to 1379 code for a protein of 436 amino acids. Lineage: Eukaryota; Metazoa; Chordata; Aves; Anseriformes; Anatidae.
GCGCGGCCCGGCCGGGCGGUGACGCGGCGGGGCGCGCGGCGCUGACGUGUCGCGGUGCGGGCGCGGGGAUGCGGGCGCUGAUCCUGGUGGGGGGCUUCGGGACGCGGCUGCGGCCGCUGACGCUGAGCCGGCCCAAGCCGCUGGUGGAGUUCUGCAACAAGGCGCUGCUGCUGCACCAGCUCGAGGCGCUGCAGCAGGCGGGCGUCAGCCGCGUGGUGCUGGCCGUGAGCUACAUGUCCGAGGCGCUGGAGGCCGCCAUGCGCGAGCAGGAGCAGCGGCUCGGCCUGCGCAUCUCGCUGUCGCACGAGAAGGAGCCGCUGGGCACAGCGGGGCCGCUGGCGCUGGCGCGGGACCUGCUGGCCGAGGGCGGGGAGCCCUUCUUUGUGCUCAACAGCGACGUGAUCUGCGAGUUCCCCUUCGCCGCCCUGGCCCGCUUCCACCGGCAGCACGGCGGGGAGGGCUCGCUGGUGGUGACCCGCGUGGAGGAGCCGGCCAAGUACGGCGUGGUGGUGAGCGAGGCCGACACGGGCCGCAUCUGCCGCUUCGUGGAGAAGCCGCGCGUCUUCGUGUCCAACAAGAUCAACGCCGGGCUCUACAUCUUCAGCCCCGGCAUCCUGCGGCGCAUCCAGCUGCGCCCCACCUCCAUCGAGAAGGAGAUCUUCCCGGCCAUGGCGCAGGAGGGGCAGCUCUACGCCAUGGAGCUGCAGGGCUUCUGGAUGGACAUCGGGCAGCCGAAAGACUUUCUCACGGGCAUGUGCAUGUACCUGCAAGCGCUGCGGGCUCAGCACCCCGAGAAGCUGCACUCGGGGCCCGGUGUCGUAGGGAACGUGCUGGUGGUAAGUGCCAGCCCCCAGCACGCCAGCCCCAGGCACGCUUCACAGGCUCGCUCCGGCUUCCUGCUGCUGUCCUCACCGUGGCCCUCAAGCUGUGCCCUCCCGUCCCCACGCCAGCUCAGCGUUGCAGGCCGUGCAGAGAGCCGUGGCUGCCUCGCAGCCCCGGUGCAGCCUUUCUUCCUUCCAGGACCCCAGCGCCAAGAUCGGGGCAAACUGCGUCAUUGGCCCCAAUGUGACGAUCGGGGCUGGCGUGGUGGUGGAGGACGGGGUGCGCAUCAAGCGCUGCACAGUGCUGGAGGGGGCCCGCAUCCGCUCCCACUCCUGGCUGGAGUCCUGCAUUGUGGGCUGGAGCUGCUCCGUGGGGCAGUGGGUGCGCAUGGAGAAUGUGACAGUGCUGGGCGAGGACGUCAUUGUCAACGACGAGCUCUACCUCAAUGGGGCCAACGUGCUGCCGCACAAGUCCAUCACCGAGUCUGUACCAGAGCCACGCAUCAUCAUGUAGCAGCCCCCUGGUGCGCCCUCGACUCCCGGCUCUGCCUGGAUUAAAUAUUUAUACUUCUGUCUA